This is a messenger RNA of Pangasianodon hypophthalmus (striped catfish), 2774 nucleotides long. RefSeq names its product zinc finger DHHC-type containing 11 (gene zdhhc11). Lineage: Eukaryota; Metazoa; Chordata; Actinopteri; Siluriformes; Pangasiidae. Gene Ontology annotation, biological process: peptidyl-L-cysteine S-palmitoylation; protein targeting to membrane. The record is from RefSeq and is a predicted model, not a curated record. Gene Ontology annotation, cellular component: endoplasmic reticulum; Golgi apparatus. Bases 921 to 2162 code for a protein of 413 amino acids. The transcript is spliced from 12 exons. Gene Ontology annotation, molecular function: protein-cysteine S-palmitoyltransferase activity.
UUGGUUAUUACAUUGUAUUAUAUAAGUCAUUAACACAGAUAGCAGGAAUAAUGAUAAUUUAUCUAGAAUGGGUGGUAACACCUACCUCUAAUCAGGUUCCCUCACAAUUUAGUAUUUAUUUAAAAUUAGAUAAUAUUUGCACUUACCAACGCUUGUCACUUGUAGAUACAAGUACUAACAAUAGCUCAGCCAGCAGGUUGGUGGUUUAUUAGCCAUUUAAUUUUAAUUUGCACUGACAGAACGCCCGUUGGAGCGACUGCGCUUGCGCAAGGAAGGCUGCAACGUACUGAUGGGAAUUUCGGCUCUUUUCAGGGAGUCGGAUCAUUUGGCUCAGCUCACCGAUAAGAACCGACUCUUUCGACUCCCUAAUGAAUCUUUUUUUUCUGAAACAAGACACCAAUGAUUGUUCAUACUUCCCUACCCAGUGUAUAUACUGUUAAAUGAAAUCGCACUCUUCCUUCCUUCUAAUUAACAAAAUGACAUUAUUUUGCAUUAUUUUUUAUAUACUUUUAAACAGCAAUGCGUCAUGUAUGCUUUCACAAAUACACAUUCAUUUAUAUUAUUGUGCCUGUUGUAUUUGAAAAUUCGAUUAUAUUUAGCGAGGUAAUUAUUAAGAUAAUUUUAAAACCCCAGCUACUUUAAUGAAAGUUUAGCGCAAAUGUGUAGCAAAAGAAAGGAAAAAGACUCUCAUGCGGGAGUCGACUCUCACCAAAAAGAACCGACUCCUUUGCAAACGACACAUUGCUAGUAUCCAGACGAUACUGAACCACCUGAGGAGGCUGGAGCCUGUGUAACUUCUUCAACUCUACCUGCAGCACUUAAUAAUCUGAAGACUGUGGAAACGCUAAGGUUUUCUAGGAUGUAGGCUGAACGACGAAUUAUUUCAUAUGAAAUUCGAAGAAUGCUAAGAAAAGUAUAAAAUGACGAAUGUCAGCUGUUUCGAGCGGCGUUUCAGACGCACAGUGCCGACGCGGGGAGGAAGCAGCAACGACCUCGUCACAGCACCAGUUCACUCUAGAGUGAACGGAUGGUCCUCACCACUUCAUGUUCUCCAGCCAGUGGCGUGGCUCAUAUACUGCUUCAUGGGUAUUGUAGGCUUUGGAGUUUAUAUCCCACUCCUGCCUCCACCAUGGAACUACAUUUCAUACGGAGUAAUCGGUACAGCCUUUGUCCUGCACUUGUUGACUCAUCUGGCAGCGGUGACCAUGGAUCCAGCCGACUAUGCUGUGCGUGUGAAGAAGGAUUACUCCAGCCCUGUGCCUGUGUUCGACAGGAAGAAACAACCACAUGUCAUACACAAUCAGCACUGCAACCUGUGUGAUGUCGAUGUGGGAUCUAAAGUGAAACACUGCGGCAGCUGCAACAAGUGCAUUGCAGAUUUUGACCACCACUGCAAAUGGCUCAACAACUGUGUAGGAAGGAGGAACUACUGGCUAUUUUUUGUGACUGUCCUUUCGGCUGUUUGCGGAGUGUUCCUCCUCAUCCUGGUCAUCUCAUUCGUCUUCAUUGAACACUUUGUGAAUCCUGCAGUUCUUCGAACAGCAGCAGCUUUUCAAGCUGUUAAUGGAAGCAUGACAUGGUUAGUAUUCCUGCCUUUAGCACCAGUACAGACCACUUCUGCCAGUCUUCUCGUGUUGGCUGUCAUCACUGUCAUCAUCGCACUCGCCUCAUUCCUACUGCUGUGCCACUUACUGAUCUUCCACAUAUACCUGUUAUAUAAAGGCAUGACCACGUAUGAGUACAUAAUGAAGCAGCGGCAGAUGCAGAGCUCCAGGCAGCAGGAGGAAGGAACCACACAGCCAUCCUCCUCUAACGGAGAUGCAUCUCGGAACCCUGGACUUUUCAAGAUGUCUCUAGGGUGUAAUGCACCAUUGUCUGGCAAAUCAAGUAUCUUCAAGUACCAAGACAGAGGACAGUCAACUGUCUCAAGAACAAUCUGUUCUAAGACAAAACCUCAAUCAGCUGAUGGAGAGAACUGUCCAAACUAUGGCUCAGAAUCAGCACUACAAGUGAUACCAGGUGCAGCGCCAGUGGAUUGGAGAGUGAGUAUGAGACGGAUGGAGAGACCAUCGACUGAACAAAGUGAAGACCCCAUUGCUCAGAAUCCUCUCAGCACCUCCAUCGUAGACACCACUGAGGUUCAUCAGCAGCAUAUACACUGAGCAACAGCAGUGACACUGAACUGCUCAUAAGCUACUGCUGCAAGUAUAUCCAGCUAUUCUGUGGAAACACACUUAAGACACACAUACAGAAUGAACUGUUUCACCGACUGAGCCUCUGUAAUUUUGCACACAUCCUUUUUACAAGCACAGGACAUGAAAACUCUCCGUUUUUAUUUCGGAUUACUAUGCAUCUUUUCCUGCAUGUGUUCAUUCAUCUUCAGUAAGUGCUUUAUCCUGGUCAGUAUCAUGGUGGAUCUGGAGCCUAUGCCAGGAACACUGGGCAUGAGGUGGGGAUACCAGUCCAUCACAGGGCACUAUGCACACACAUUCACAACUAGCAGCAAUUUAGCAUGUUCUGUCCACCUACUGGCAUUUUUUGGGAGGUGAGAGGAAACAAGUGAACCAGAGGAAACCCACACAAACACAAGGAGAACAUGUGAAACAACACACAGACAGUAUCCCAAACACUGGCUUGAACCAGGGACCCUGGAGCUGCAAGGUGUCAAUGCUACCCGCUGUUCCACCAUGCUGAACAGAUGACUAGACAUGUGUUCACUAUAUUUUUGCACAUUAAUGUUUGUACCUAUGUUUGAUAAUAAAUGUUAAAACGUA